Messenger RNA from Arachis duranensis, 903 nucleotides. RefSeq lists its product as uncharacterized. Lineage: Eukaryota; Viridiplantae; Streptophyta; Magnoliopsida; Fabales; Fabaceae. The transcript has a single exon. The record is from RefSeq and is a predicted model, not a curated record. The coding region runs from base 65 to 778 and encodes 237 amino acids.
CACUACAACUUCACGAACCUUAAAGAAACAAUUGAAAGGCCCUACACUUGAAAAUUUAAGCGGCAUGCCAACCCAGAAUUCCUACCAUCUAAACCAGAAAAGGCUAUGGAGAUUUGUGGGAUUUAUGUCAAGUGUCAAUGGAUUUCUCUGUUAUGCUAAGAGUUCCUCUUUCAAACGUCUAUUUGGAGAGUGGAACUUGUUGAAGAUCAUUCUUUACACCCUGUUAAGUUUCAGCAUCAGCAUCAUCAUGCUAUUUCCCAAGAAAUACAGGAUUUCAAGGAGCUUCUUGCUUAAAGCUUACGUGGGUGUUCUGGUUUUGCUACUAACCUCUCUCUACUCAUUUUUCUAUGAUAAAUCUAACAAUGGAAAACCAGACCUACUAGGCAUUUUUUCGAGUGCUUCUUUUGCUUUGAUGUCUUUGUCCCUGUCAUGGCAAAUUGAUCUUGGCUUUGAAGCUGAGCUCCUCAGUUUCUUCCUUGGAUGCCUAACUGUUCAACUCAUGAAGAUCAACUUGAUGUUUUCCAUCGUUGCAGCCAUCUUUUGCUACUCUCUCAUGAUUCUUCGUUCCAAAUCGGAAUCUCAAUCGCAUGUUGGAACACUAAGAACGCAAGACCAUGUAACAGUAGAAAUCGGAGCUACAGAUGGAGUAGUUGAAAGAGGAGAUGAUGACUACUUAAACUCCUUCCAAUAUCUCGAACAACAAAAGCAGGAUGAUGGAUGCAAUUGGAGAAAAUAUGAAGAGAAACUGAUGCACGAGUAUGAAGAAUUAAUAGGCUAAAAGUAUUCAUUCAAAUAUAUUUAUAAUAAAUUUUGUGUUUAUUUUUUCUUUAGGGUCUUUUAAGAUUAAGAGGUAUAUCCUUGUCAUGCUAUUUAUUUAUUCUUUAUAAGGAAUGAAAACUUUUA